Messenger RNA from Theobroma umbraticum, 1220 nucleotides. It is a transcript of the gene FER1, whose product is annotated as ferretin 1. The record is from RefSeq and is a predicted model, not a curated record. Gene Ontology annotation, biological process: iron ion transport; intracellular iron ion homeostasis. Lineage: Eukaryota; Viridiplantae; Streptophyta; Magnoliopsida; Malvales; Malvaceae. Gene Ontology annotation, cellular component: cytoplasm. Gene Ontology annotation, molecular function: ferrous iron binding; ferric iron binding.
CUUCAUCAGCCAUCUUUUCUUCAUUUCUUCUCCAUUUAGAUUGUUUCAAGUUCAGUUGCUGUAAUCCUCUCAGAACCAAAGCAAUGUUUUUGAGAUCAGUUUCAUCUUUCUCAGUCCCAACCAAGCAUGGGGAUAAUCUAAUCAGUUCCCUUAGGGGCUCUCCUGCAUUAUCAUCUUCUAGUGUCGGUUCUGCCUUUCCUUCUUCCUCUGCUCUGGGUUUUCCUCAGAGAAAACCUGGAAGGGCUUUUGGGGUUUCUGCCUCCUUAGAAACCAACAAUUUCGCACUUACAGGGGUAGUGUUUCAGCCAUUUGAAGAGGUCAAAAAGAAGGAACUUGAUAUUCCAGUCGCUCCUCAGGUUUCGCUUGCUCGCCAGAAAUAUACAGAUGAGUGUGAAGCCGCAAUCAAUGAGCAAAUCAAUGUGGAGUACAACGUGUCCUAUGUGUACCACUCUUUGUAUGGCUACUUCGACAGAGACAACAUUGCUCUCAAGGGCUUAGCCAAAUUUUUCAAGGAGGCUAGUGAAGAAGAAAGAGAGCAUGCGGAGAAGCUGAUGGAAUAUCAGAACAUACGAGGAGGAAGAGUAAAACUACACUCUAUCCUGAUGCCCCCUUCAGAGUUUGAACACGCAGAGAAGGGAGAUGCAUUAUAUGCUAUGGAAUUAGCACUGUCCUUGGAGAAGUUGACAAACGAGAAGCUUUUGAGCCUGCACCAUGUAGCAGAGCAAAACCAUGAUGCUCAGAUGUCAGAAUUCAUUGAAAGAGAGUUUUUAUCUGAGCAGGUUGAAGCCAUUAAGAAGAUAUCUGAAUAUGUUGCUCAGUUAAGGAUAGUUGGAAAAGGCCACGGAGUCUGGCACUUUGAUCAAAUGCUCCUCCACGAGGGUGAUGCUGCAUAAUGAAGAUCUUUCAUCCGCCGCGACUUAAAUUGAGUGAUGUUCUACUACAUGAACCAGAAUUUUUGGAGAAGAAUAAACUGUUGUGUAGAAUAUUUGUUUGAAGUUCUAAGACAUCAGUAACCCCUUAGCUUUGUCAUGUUAGAAAGAACCAGAGAACUUUCCUUUUACCCCCAAAAUUAAGGGAGCUUUGUUUGUGUUCCUCAAUGGCUGGAGGAACAAUGUCUGAUUGAUGCAUCAAAGGCUCCUCUCAACAGUGUGUCUAUGGAUUGUGAUUAGGAUCAUUCCCUAGUGAGAUUGUAUAAUUAAAUAGCAGAUGUGUUCGAUUAA